UUUACGUACAUUUAUCAGCAAUGUGUAUUUGAUAGUCGGUCCUACUUUAAAUUACCAGUGAUUUGUUGUUGCCUGUAUCAAAGUUGCAUGUAUGUUGUUGUAUGCGUUUGAUGGUUCGAUGUGCAUAAACAACUCGAGUUAUGUGUGAAAUGUGGCAUUUGAAUGAUGUAGCCACUAGCCAGUAGGGAUGUUAUGCGUAGAAUUUCGGUAUUUAUUCGAUGUGUUUAUGUAUUCGAAAUUUUCGAUGAAGUUUUUUGAUUUGUGAAGAUUGUGAAUAAUCAGCAUCAGCAUAAGUAUUUUCGUUCGUGUGUGAUCUCAUACUUCAAAGCUGCGUAUAACAAGAUUCGAUUCCUUUAACAUGGCCGGUGACAUCGAAGACUACCCGUUCAGUUUCAUGAACAUGCCAUCGUCGCUCCAGCUGCUAGCAUCGUCCGAAAUAGCCUUAACGUUAUGGCAAUACAAAUAUUCAAAUUCGACUUAUCUCACUCUCAGCUCGUUCCUUAAUACUAAAACCUUCAGCUGCGAAGAAAUGCUCGUCGUUCCGCCUCGUUUCAAAGUCAAAAUCGACGAAAGAAUCGCCACGAUUCCGGCCGAGCUGAAAAAAUGGAUCGACUUUCACGGGCAGCAGGCUUUCUUCGACGGUGAUUUUCGAGCCUCUUUCUCCAAGAGUUUUAACCUUAUGGCCCUCGAUUCCUGCGGCGGUAUUUGUUUCAAGGCGACGGCGAUAAACAUCUUGAAUUCGAACCAGUUCAACAACGUAGAGAAGUAUAAAUUAGCUUGCGAGUUCUGCAUCGAAGACUACGUCAAAAAACUAUGGCCUUUUGUGGCGAAAGAUGCGCGAGUCGGUGAAAAUGUCAACAUCGAUAAACACAGCUUGAUGUGUUACUGGAAUCGACGAUUGAAAUCAAGAAAAUACACCCUCAAGGAUACCCUGUCGGUUAAAACGCGAUUGGAAAACACCCGGAAGGCGAGUAAUUGGCCAGCAUUCGAGUAUUUUUGGAACACACACUCGACAGAUCGAGAGAAAUUGCCUCAGGCUAUUCUAUGCCUAAAACGAGCCUAUCAUGAAGCUAUUAAGCGUACAUUGCCUUCGUUGAACCGUAUCUUGGCUACAAAAGUGUUCGAAGACGUGGCACCUCAAAUUUUACAUCUUUUGGUCCCCAACGAGAAGUAUUUCCAGCACGUGCAUCGAUUUUGGACCGUUGUCGGACAUACGGUCUACGAAAAGGAACCCAGGUUGUUCCAGGUCUUACACGAGUUGUGGAAAAUGGUAUUCAACCCUAUCGAAAGCGGACUCGGCUUGAAUAAUAAUCGAUGCGAACAAAUCAACGAGUUUUUGAUGGAAAUCUGGUCCAAAGCUACGGAUAACUUGAAGUACGAUGUUUCGAAUCUCCACGUAAACGAUUUUUUCCACCGAUUGUCGACUUCUUCGGCCGUAUUUCCGAGUUGUUACGGUCAUAAUAUGGAUUUCAUGUUGGAUCUGCUCGACAAUUGGCGUAACUGGAAUAAAGAGCAAUUUUGGCAUGAGAAUUGGCGUAAAUUGGUUCUGCGCGCUAAGCCUGAGUAUUUGGAACGAUUCCUCAAGGUAUGUUUACCGGACGACGAUGACGUCGAAAAAUUCAAAAAGGAAUUGCUGACGUUCAGACGUAUUUUCGAGUUAUUGAUCAAACACGGCAUGUAUUCGGAUUUGAAGUAUUACCUAGAUUUUUGCUCGAAGGAUAAGAGUCAGUUUCAGCAGCAGAGCAAACGAUUGCUCAGAUUGCACUUAGACCUGAUCAUGUUCCACGAUGAUGAGAAAUUCGCCAAGUUUGACGAAUUCGUCGACGAAACGUUUUCAAAUGAGAGAACAGAUAUCGAAGCUCUCAAAUUCCAGUUGAUGUCAUCACCUAAAAAUCUGAAUCGUUUGCACGAAGCGAUUAUGAAAGAUCGUUGUACGGAUUUCAAGAGAAUAAUUGGUCGAUUUGUAACUUCAAAGCGGAAAUUAAAGUCUCUGAAAGGCAAAUUAUUGAACCGUUGUAGCGAAUACGUGAUUCGAUAUCGAAACCGAUAUGACGAAUUUCAAAUUGAUCAGUGGCGAGAGCUGAUUGAAUGGUGCAUUGGGAAUGUGGAGGAAAUUGCAGCCUAUAAGCAGUCUUUGAAUGUGGAUGCGAUUUUUCUAGGAGGUCUGGCUAAUAUUCGAUUCUGCGGUGGUUGGUAUUCUGAAAGAUGUUUUCGAUUUUUGGAUGAGUUUUUCAGGUGGUAUUUUCCUAGUGAAGCGGAUCGAACAAAGUUCAAGUUACUGAAGAUAGCUAAUUACGAGAAAAUCGAGCAUAUGCGUGAUAUGCUCAAUAAUUCUGCUUAUUAUCGUAACACAAUUAAUCGUUUGCUGAUGUGGUUUUUUGAUAACGAUGCGGAAAAGGCGCGCGAAUUUUAUCGAAAGUGUAUUAAUCGGCCAUCGCAACCGGUGACUCAUAUGUAGAAUCGUUUCACGAGUCGGAAUUAGGUAACUGUUGAGUGAUUUUAGAUAGAAAUACGAUGAUUAGGAAAUUAUUCUUCGAUAGAAGUAAAUUACAUCGUAUGUAUUUAACAUUUAAUGUAGGUAUUUAUUUUUGUAAAUCGGUUGUUUCGAAUAGGCCUAUUUUUAAUGUGCUAAGUAUACCUAUACCUAGUCGUUUUAUUUUUUUAAGGUAAAAUUAAUGUGUAUAUCGUUUAUUUAUUAUUAGACUUUUUUCUUAUUGUUCGUUCUUAUUAGUUCAUGUUGUGAUCUCAUUUUAGCAAUUUUUAAAAUUCUUAAUUGAGUUGUGUUUUUUUCGUAUUAAUUAAAUAACCUACGUUUGGGUUUA
Planococcus citri (citrus mealybug) is the source of this 2822-nucleotide messenger RNA. RefSeq lists its product as uncharacterized. The record is from RefSeq and is a predicted model, not a curated record. The coding region runs from base 359 to 2458 and encodes 699 amino acids. The transcript has 2 exons. NCBI's taxonomy places the organism in Eukaryota, Metazoa, Arthropoda, Insecta, Hemiptera, Pseudococcidae.